AUGUCAUCUUCAAAUGUUGAUUGGAAGCCACGGGUUGGUAUGAAAUUUGAUAAUAUAGAUGUGGCUUAUCAAUUUUGGCUUACAUACAGUGUCCAUGCUGGUUUUGGAGUUAGAAAACGUUAUGCGAACAAGAAUAAAGACGGCACUAUAUCAUCUUGUAGGUUUGUUUGCUCCAAGGAAGGGGUACGAAAGAUAGACAAGAGAGAUGUUUUUGUUAACAUCCAUAAAGCCGAGACUAGAACGGAUUGCAAAGCAAGAAUUUCACUUGUAUGCCAAAAUGGAAAUUUUGUCAUCCAUGAAUUUGUAGAGGAUCAUAACCAUCCUCUACAACUUCCAGAGACAACACACAUGCUUGCAUCACAUAGGAAGAUAACUGAAGUCCAAGCAUAUGAGAUUGAUUUGGCUGAUGAUUCUGGAUUAAGGCAAAAGUCAACAUUUCAACUUAUGAGCACACAUGCAGGAAACAGAGCAAAUCUUGGAUUUACACGGUUGGAUGUGAAAAAUUACCUCAGUGCAAGAAGACAAAGAAGUAUGAUGUACGGAGAUGUUGGUUGUCUUUCACAAUAUUUUCAACGACAAUUGUUGGAAAAUCCGUCUUUUUUUCACGCAUACCAAAUGGAUAUAGAAGAACAAAUCACAAAUGUGUUUUGGUGUGAUGCAAAUAUGGUGUUGGAUUACGGGUAUUUUGGUGACGUUGUGUCAUUGGACACUACAUAUUGUACCAAUCAUGCUAAUAGACCGCUUGCUUUGUUUUCCGGUUUCAACCACUAUAGGAGUUCGAUCAUUUUCGGUGCAGCACUAUUGUAUGAUGAGACAAUUGAGUCAUUUAAGUGGUUGUUUGAUACAUUCUUACAAGCACACAACCAUAAAAAACCAAAAUUGAUACAAAUGGGAAAAGUGUACACGCACGUUGUAUUUGAGUUGUUUCAAAACGAGUUUAAGUUAUUCCUAGCUUUAUCGAUAUUAGAGAGAAAUGAGUCUCACUCUUUAUGUGAAUAUGUCAUAACUAUGGUUAACCAUGAAGGAUUUUGGAGAGUGUCAUUCGAUCGUGCUUCAACCUCUAUUACUUGUAGUUGUCGAAAGUUUGAGACAUUUGGCAUACUUUGUUCACAUGCAUUGAAAGUGUUUGAAGCAAAUGAUGUGAAGGUCAUUCCUGAGAAGUAUAUUUUAAGAAGGUGGGCAAGAGAAGCUCGUUGUGGCAUUGUGCACGAUUUUAGGGGAAAAGAGGUUGAAGGAGAUCCAAAGUUAUCUCGAACACGGAAGUUUAGACAAGUUGUCUCUAAAUUUAUUAGAGUGGCGGCCGAGGCAUCGCCUUGUGAAGAACACCUUAAGAUUGUUGAUAACUAUGUAGAUGUCAUGUGUAAGAAAAUAAAGGAAUGUCGCUUACAAGUCAUAGACAAUGAAAUUAAUGAGAACCCGACAUUUGUGAGUAAUAAUGUUAUGCAACCAACGGGGUUCAAGAUACGGCCUAACUUAAAGAGACACAUGCAUAAGCGUCCUAAGAGUUUUAUUGAAAAGAAAAAAGCUCCGUCUAGAAGGAAAAAAGCUCAGGUAUAUAAGUUAAUAUAUGGAUCAAUUUUUUAAUUUUACAUGCAUUAUGCUUGGUUUUAAUUUAAAAAAUAAUUUUAGGAUAAACUUGGAGAAAGUCACAUGCUCGACAAAGUAUCUUGUUCAGCACCUCCAACUUAUGAGCCCCCACAAACACAAAAGGAUCAGUUCAGUUUCACAACAUUGUUGAUGGUAAUUUUAUUUGUGUUUUAAAAUGGAGAAUACUUUCUUUUAAAUCUAUCAUAAUGUUAAUUAGUUUUUAUUAUUAUGUAGGCACCCCUUGAUGAGACAAACGUUCCAACAUUAUACUGAUUGGGAGUGACUGAUUAGGAGUAAUACUUUUGAUAUAUUAAUGAUGUUACUAGAGUUGUAAGCAUUUAGUUCAUAGUGAUAUGUUGCGUAAAGAAUUAGAAGAUGUACCACAUAUGUUCCAUAUCUA
Cicer arietinum (chickpea) is the source of this 1987-nucleotide messenger RNA. The record is from RefSeq and is a predicted model, not a curated record. Lineage: Eukaryota; Viridiplantae; Streptophyta; Magnoliopsida; Fabales; Fabaceae.